This is a messenger RNA of Myzus persicae (green peach aphid), 2602 nucleotides long. RefSeq names its product protein CREBRF homolog (gene REPTOR). Gene Ontology annotation, molecular function: DNA-binding transcription factor activity, RNA polymerase II-specific; RNA polymerase II transcription regulatory region sequence-specific DNA binding. Gene Ontology annotation, cellular component: nucleus. NCBI's taxonomy places the organism in Eukaryota, Metazoa, Arthropoda, Insecta, Hemiptera, Aphididae. Gene Ontology annotation, biological process: response to unfolded protein; regulation of transcription by RNA polymerase II. The record is from RefSeq and is a predicted model, not a curated record.
GCCUAAAUGUUUAUGUAAAAUAUGUAAAUACGGUGGCGCGUGUGGUUGCGUAUACGUGCAUAUAAUACGUUUAUAUACAUAUACAUAUAUAUAUAUAUAUAAACGUUAUGUAUGUUAUGUAUGUAAUGGUAUAAAGUAUAAACUGCUUUUUAUCAUCGUCUGUGUGGUAUUUACGUGUGCGUGUGUGUGCUUGUGUGUUUGUUUGCUGUGCGUGCGUGAGAAGGCGCGGGAUCGUCGCGCGUGUGUGUGUGCCUUGUUUGGUUUAAACCUUAAAUCGGAUAGCCUUUCGACUCUUUCGGCGGACUCUGCUGUCGAAAAUUUAUUAAUCGCGCUCGACGACCUAUGGGUUACGAGUGGUAACGGUGGUGAUGGUAGUGGUAGUGCACAUCGACGGGACCCCGUGUGCGAAACGUCCGCGAUGAUAGGCGAUAAUUUUCGCCUGCUCGACUUGUUGCGCGGUGCUCGAUAUGAGAAUUUUUUCGCGAAUGGUGGACCAACCGAACCCUACAAAGAAGGUGCAGGCUCCGCGGUAUUAUUUGGCGAAUAAAAAUUGAGAAAAAUAAGAAUUCAAUUAAUUAAAAAAUUCCUCAACAAUUAAAUAAGUUAAAGUGAUUUUUUUUUUAAUUCUUAAAAAAAAAAAUAUUACUUGUAUGUAUUACAUUAAAAAAAGGAAAAAUGAAUAACAAAGAGUAUACAAACUUUUUUGGUACAAUGGAAACUAAACGUGUGUUGAAAGCUGAUUAUCCUACAGAAAGUUCAUCAUUAGGAGUACCUAUACCAAUAAGGAAGAAUGGAGAUCUUAAUUCGUUACAAGAUUAUGGAUUUGAAUUGUUUGAUACAACUAAUGAUCUUAUUCAAGAUCCUAUGGUAGCUAAUAAUGCAGAUCAAAAUUUUUUCACUAAUAAUGAUACUGGAUGGAUAGGAAGAUCCGAUGAAAUGUCUUUCAUCAAAAUGGAUGAAGACAUUUUUCAGGUGGAUCAAUCCGAUUUGCUUCACGGACCAACAUUAGCUGAAUUAAAUGCCAAUGGUGGUGAAUCUUUAUUAGAAGACCUCAAUUUUGAUGAUCUAUUAUUACCACCUGAUUCAGUAAAAUCUGAAAUACCUGAUACAGUCCCAUUAAUGAGUUCAUACUUGAUAGAUCACGUUGUGAAUACUAGCCCUGUUAACAGACCAAGUUCUUCAAAGUCUGGCUUUCAACUUUCACCAAACAGUUGCAGUUCACGUUCAUCACUUUCUCCAGGUCCAACAAAUUCAAUAACACUUCAAGAACUCUUGAAGAAAGAAACAAAAUCACAGAAGUGUUUAUCUCCUCCUAUAUUCGGAACUAGUGUUCCGGGAUCAGGAUUUAUGCUGGCUAGCAGAUCAAGAGGAAAUCUUUCAUCAUCAGCUCCUACUCAUCUUGGACUUGAACAAAUAUGGCAGCGUAGAGAACCUCGACAACAUUUAUUAUCCACUGGAUCAUUAGUAGAAGCAGGUUCUACUUCCUCUCUUUCAACUGGAGGUGUUUUGAGUCCAGAAGCUUAUGAUUUUUCUUUGGAUGAAGCCAUCGAUGAUUCUGAUGACGAUACAGAACAAGAAGAAGACUAUUCAUCUGAUAAUGACUCAGGGGAUAGUGAUUGUGGUGGAACAUCUGCUAAAUCAUCUUCGCAUAAGGAUAGAUUUUUUUGGCAGUACAAUGUUCAGUCUAAGGGUCCUAAAGGUCAAAGAUUAGUUUUAAAAUGUAAACUAGAGGAUCCACAUUGUUUAAAUGAGGUUACGGAUCCAGUAUUCAGUCCAAAUUGCUCAAUACAAGGAAUUAAACAUAGUGGUAAAGCAAGGAAGGGCGAUGGUAAUGAUUUAACACCAAAUCCCAAAAAAUUACAGUCAAUUGGUAGAGAAUUGGAUAAAUUGAACAGAAGUAUAACUGAAAUGACACCAGUCAGCGAGUUGCCAUUUAAUGUUAGACCAAAUACACGUAAAGAAAAGAACAAAUUAGCAUCCAGAGCAUGCCGGUUGAAGAAAAAAGCUCAACAUGAAGCGAACAAAAUUAAACUUUUUGGAUUAGAAACUGAACAUAGGCGUUUGAUCAAUGCUAUAGCUCAAGUGAAACAGAUGUUAGUCACUAGAACAACGAGUGACUCAUUUCCAAAGGAAAGUCAAGAAUUAACAAAUGCCAGUGAAAAAAUUGCAAAAAAUGCUACCAGAUUAAAAGUAGCCGGGCAAACUACAGAAUUUGUGAACAAAGUUCUGGAGAAAACCAAAUGGUGCACGGCGGGGUGGCUUGGACGAGCUAUAGUUGCCAAAAAUCAAGUACCAUUAAUUAAACUAGUCUUUAUGUGAGUUUUUAAGUUAAGAUAUUAUUUAAGAUGAUCGCCAAUAUACUCUUAUUAUGAUUAAGUUGACCACCAAAGGAGUCAUUAAUGUUAUUAUUGCAACUGUUGUUUUUAUUUUUAAUACUAUUGAUUAAUGAUUAUACAUUUAUCAGUCAAUUAUAAAAUCCUACUACUUCCCAGAAAGUAUGUUAAUUUGUUCAAUAUUAACAGUAUCAUAACUGAUACUUUAAUUCUUAAUGACUUGAUUUAUCCUUAUAAAAUGUAACUGUUAUGUGUUUUAUCGAAAUAAU